CAUAAACAAAUACUUGUUUUUGCGUUUAACCUUCUCAGUUGCCGCGGAGGAGUAUGGCGAACGCCAAAGGAGGGCACCGAACUGUUUCUACUUCGUUUGAAUCCACGGAAAGGAGCUAGUGUGCUUGUCUUUGAUAUUAGGGACAAAUUGUAGCUGUUUUUCAAAGGGUUCUUCUGAGUUCUAUAUACCCUCUUAUAGUUAACUCCUUUUCCAUGAACCCUAUGCUAAAGGACAGCAACACAAAAGCCACAUCAAAACUACCCCGAAGGGGAAAAAGAAAAAAGAAGGGUCUGGGAGUAACGGAUCCUCAAGUAGCAGAAAACCCAUCAAAAUUCUCGUUUGCUAUAGCCAAAAUUGCAGUUGCCCAAAUCUGUCAAUCAGCUGGAUUCAAAAAGUCCGAAAACAAUGCUCUUGAAACCCUAACUGCUGUUUCCACUAGAUAUCUGGAAGCAAUUGUGAGAUCAGCUGCCUCAUUUGCUAAUGCCUCCAAUCGUACUGACUGCAAUCUCUUUGACCUCGUCAAUGGCAUUCAUGAUCUUUGUUCUGUUCAAGGAUUUCCGGGUGGUUCAGCAUUGCACAAAGAUGAUCUGCUGAGGUCUUCAGCUCUAAGAGAGAUUAUGAAUUUUGUCAACCUCUCUGAUAAAGUUCCUUUUGCUAAACCAAUUCAAUGUAGAAAUGAUUCCGAUGUAACCAUUGAUUCUGGGACAUUAAUGUGCUUCUCUAACCAAACCAAAACUCACAUACCAGGAUGGCUCCCACAUUUUCCUGAGCAAAACUGUGAUCAGGUUUUAGUUAAGGAAAGGAAAUGCGGCGAGAAAUAUUGGGAGGAUUCAUUUACUGUGGACGAAAACAGUGUCAUAUCACAGAGCAAUCACAUGAAUGGAAAAGAAGGGAAAGACACAAGGAGGGAAUUGCCAGAGCGAAGAGAAAGAAUGAAGUUUAAAAUUAGAGGGGAGGAGGAGAAGCAAGAUGGAUUGGGUGUGAAUAUGAUGAGUGGGGUUUGUAAAGGAAGGAAACGAGUGUCUUGGAAUCAUUACAAAAUGAAUGGUUGUAUUAUUGAGAACAACAAAGAUGAGAAAAGAUAGCAUGAUUGUUAUGGAAAUGAAAUGAUGUUUGUAACUCUUGUGUAAGCUCAGGAUAUGAAAAAAAGAGUGAUAUGAAAACAAAUGAAAAUUUCGUGCAGCCUAGUUUUAAAGAAAGUGCUCUGUUCGGAAAUUCUUUUUGAAUGUAUGGUAACUAUGCCUGGCCAAUUACUGCAUACUAGAUUUUUUUUUUCAACCCUUUUGGACAAUAUAUUUUGAAGCUAUGAAAUUAUGAUCUGUUAACUGUUAGAGUG
Molecule: messenger RNA, 1336 nt
Organism: Vigna radiata var. radiata (mung bean)
Lineage: Eukaryota; Viridiplantae; Streptophyta; Magnoliopsida; Fabales; Fabaceae
Product: transcription initiation factor TFIID subunit 8
Exons: 2
Coding region: 213-1085 (290 amino acids)
Cellular component (GO): transcription factor TFIID complex
Molecular function (GO): protein heterodimerization activity
Source: RefSeq, a predicted model, not a curated record